AUGCUAACUUUAUUCUUCAGUUUGUCGUAUUGUUAUUACGGAAAAGAUGUUCUUGGCUUUUAUAAGACAGAUAAGCCUCCAUUUAACGUAACUGCCCGGUAUUUAAAACCGUAUGAUCAGAGGAACCAUGAAGACAACGUAAAUUUCCGUAAAUCUGAUGAAAUUGUGCAAAAUAAUCCCGAACCCUCGUAUUUUGAGCAACAGGUACAAAUAGCAGGCAUGCUCGAUACCGCACUAUCCGGAUAUCGAAGCGAUUUGAACAAGUUCAAGCAUGUGGAUGACAAAAUGAACAACAUACGUGCAGUAAUAAAAGAAAAUGAAUGCGUUAUGAACGAACAGGAUUUGGAUGAGGAACCACUUAACGUGGUUUCCUGGCUUUACCACAAUAAUAAGGAGGAGGAAAAAAUAGAUAAGGAUUUGCAAAGAGAGGUGGAGAAUAACAUCAUACAUGCCAAGGAAAAGCGGGAUAGAAUUAUGAGAAUGGAAGAAGAUCAUCUUAAAGACAGGCGAUCGGAGGAUCGUGAGCACAAAAAUCGGUUUUUGCAGUGGGCAAGACAUGAAUAUAACGUUAAGUAAAACUUGAAGUAAAUCCUAAGUGGUUAAAAUCGCUUGUCCAUUUUAAUGGAUGAAAUUAUGUGGUGAAGCAGUUGCUUAAAUGUAGUUAUGUGAUCGUAGAGAAUACAUGAGAUUUUCAUUGUAUAACAGUACAGGCUGUGAUAAAAGUUCAAAGGAUCAGAAAUUCGGUUUAUUGUUGAAAUUUAUGGUAGAAAUUUCAUAUGCAAAGCUACAAUCAUUAAGAACAUAAAAAAUUGCAGAACUUGGUUCAUAUUGAAGUUGAACGGGAAACAAAUCUAUUGUUCGUGAAAAACAUUCAUAAUAACAUUUUUUAUAAUGAAU
Molecule: messenger RNA, 897 nt
Organism: Vavraia culicis subsp. floridensis
Lineage: Eukaryota; Fungi; Microsporidia; Pleistophoridae
Exons: 1
Coding region: 1-576 (191 amino acids)
Source: RefSeq, a predicted model, not a curated record